AUGCGCUUCAUUCUCCCUCAUAUGUUCCCUGCCAUGUUGCACUACAUGAAUAUGUCUAAUCGGAAUCCAGUCAUGAAUCUUUACUGCUACCUCGAGUACCUUCUCAUGGCACAGAUCAAGGCUGGAGAAGGCGUGGUCAAUCUUGAUGAGGGUCCACAACCGGUCGCCUUCAUGGACUUCUAUGACUACGUGCGCGACAAUCCAGGUCGUAUCCGAGGAGAACGUAUACACAUCAUAUUCGUUGGGCGCGAAAUUGGCAUUACUUCUGAACAGUCUAGGCGUGACGCCGCUGUGGCUGGUUACCCCGAUGCUUAUUCUGUUCGUACCACUUCCAUGCUAAGAGCGUAUUCUAUAUGGCGCUACUGGCUUCGUCUACUCGCCAAGCUUGUGUACCAGCAUCCAGAGCUGGAUCAGGCUGGCAUUGUCGAACUUGGACGGCAAAGACUCCCUACCGCGGAUGCGUUAGAGGCGUCUGUCGAGACCGAGUUUCAUCCAGAUGCUCCUGCAAUGUUUGCUCCCCCGCCGAAGGAAAUUCAUAUCGAUAUCCAGGACGACUCGUCCGAUGAAGCCCUUUCUGAUUCCAGUGACGUUUCCGAGGACCCCGGCAGCUUCAAUGAUUCCGAUGCCGGCGAGGUUGGAGGAUAUGCUAGUGUGAACUGCCCAUGA
Molecule: messenger RNA, 666 nt
Organism: Peniophora sp. CBMAI 1063
Lineage: Eukaryota; Fungi; Basidiomycota; Agaricomycetes; Russulales; Peniophoraceae
Source: the annotation of a GenBank genome assembly